Adineta steineri is the source of this 1440-nucleotide messenger RNA. Lineage: Eukaryota; Metazoa; Rotifera; Eurotatoria; Adinetida; Adinetidae. The record is from the annotation of a GenBank genome assembly.
AUGUUCGUAUCGUGUGCUAUUAUUGCACUCUUCUUACUCGCUCAUACAAGUCAUUCAGGAGUUACUGUCGGUGGUACGCUUAGAAAAAGUACAAUUUGGAACGAAGCAGAAAGUCCCUAUCAUGUGGUUGGUGAUGUAGGUGUUCCUCCAAAUUUGACACUCACUAUUGAAGCUGGCGUUCAAAUCAUUUUCGACGAUGAUUUUGAGAUUCUCAUCAAAGGAGGCUCUCUAAAAGUGCUUGGUACCAUCGAACAACUCGUCAGAUUUUCAUCAGCUUUUCCUGGAAAAAAAUGGAUGGUGACAUUUAAGGCUUCUAACUUGUCUCAAUCGAUCAUUACUUCAGCUCAGUUUUCAGGUCCCAAACCAGCAGUACAAUCGGCCUAUAUAGAAAAGAAUCCUAUACAAAAUCAAGGAGAGUUAUUGUUACAGUUUUGUAUAUUUAUCAAUGGCAGUGAAAUCGCUAGCAAUGGCACAAUGGCUCAUAAAGAUGGUAUUCACUUGAAUUCGUCUGUUUUGUACAAUACAAGCAUAGAACUGUCCUAUGGUUAUCCAUCCACAGUGCACAUUGACAAUUCGACUCUGGACAAUGUUCACGUGAACGGCAACGCAGGUUCAACUACCACCAUAUUAUUAACGAUUUCUCGCUCAACCUUUAAAAAUGGAUCUAUUACAGGUGGUUAUCAUGGAACCAACAUUCAAAUUGAUGAUUCAAGACUGGUUUAUGUUAACGUACUGGGUGGUGGUGGUUAUGGUGUUGAGGAUUCUGAUCUUGGAACAUAUUUUGCCCUUCGUCACUCAACGUUUGAUAAUGGUUCGCUUGUAUUAAACAACUAUCAAGUGGACUUAACCUCGUCAAAUAUUAGUCUUACUCAAUCUCCUCUCGUAAUAGGCAGUAAUUCAACAAUACAGUGUACGUCAAUCACUCGUACAACUGAAACAAAUGAAAAUAUGAUUGGAAUAGAAGCUAACAAUAUUACAAUCAAAGAAUCAUCUAUCUACAAUUUUCGAAUAGGAAUUCGUCUCUUUAAAACAUGCACGAUUUCAUCAAGUAAUAUCUAUAAUAAUUUACUUUAUAAUAUUGAAAAUCAAGGACCAUAUACCAUUCAAGCGAAAGAAAAUUGGUGGGGGACAUCAAAUGAGACAGAAAUUGAUAAUAAAAUAUACGAUUAUUAUGAAAAUUUAAAUUUCGGUCUGGUCAUCUAUUCUAAUUAUUCAAUGAUUCCACUUAAACACAAUAAUAGUAUUUGUGAAAAUUAUUACACAUCGUCAUCAUCUACUUAUAAUAACGUAUCGUCAUCAUCUACUUAUAAUAACGUAUCGUCAUCAUCUACUUAUAAUAACGUAUCGUCAUCAUCUACUUAUAAUAACGCAAUAUCCCUGGGACAUUAUAUACAUAUGAUUACUUUCUUUGGUUUGCUUGUAAUUCUUUUUGUUACAUGA